This is a messenger RNA of Betta splendens (Siamese fighting fish), 2616 nucleotides long. It is a transcript of the gene s1pr3a, whose product is annotated as sphingosine-1-phosphate receptor 3a. Bases 444 to 1631 code for a protein of 395 amino acids. Gene Ontology annotation, biological process: G protein-coupled receptor signaling pathway. Gene Ontology annotation, cellular component: membrane. Gene Ontology annotation, molecular function: sphingosine-1-phosphate receptor activity. The record is from RefSeq and is a predicted model, not a curated record. The transcript has 2 exons. NCBI's taxonomy places the organism in Eukaryota, Metazoa, Chordata, Actinopteri, Anabantiformes, Osphronemidae.
AGUCAAACCAAAACUGGCCGCGCGCACGGAAACGCAAAGGAGCGGCGUUUCCAACGGAUCACACGUCCGAGGCCCCGCCCCCCGCGGCCGCGGCCGGAGCGGCUCGGAGCCAGGGAGGCGCAGUGAGGAGAGCGCACGAGCGUGUGGAGGACAUGCUGGAUGUCCGGAGAGGUCCAAACCAGUGGCCAAGGACUUUUAGACAACACGCGCACUUGUGAGCGCUCGUCGAGGGAACCGCAUCUUUUGAACCGGAGCUUUUUUUUACGCGGGAGGAAAACGCAAAACAACGUGAAAAGUCACCGAACUAACGGCAUGUUUGGAUAAAGGCGCAAACUCCAAACGGCCCCUGAAGAUGCUGUGAAAUGCCUGCGGCCCCUGUGCUGUGUCCAGCGCUGUGGCACCCUCUGCUGUGUGACUGAGGAAGGCCAGGAAAGGCGGCCGCGAUGGGAAACCCAGUGGAGGACGGCAUGAACAUGGACAUCGUCAACCACUACAACCACUCGGGCAAGUGGGAGCGGCCCCGCGGCGGCGGCGCCUGCAAGAUGGCCGUGCUGCUGCUCAUCUGCGUGCUGAUCGUGCUGGAGAACGUCACCGUGCUGCUGGCCCUCUGGAGGAACAAGCGCUUCCACAACCGCAUGUACUUCCUCAUCGGGAACCUGGCGCUGUCGGACCUGCUGGCCGGCGUGGCCUACGUGGUCAACAUCUUCACCUCCGGACGCAACACCUUCUUCCUGACGCCCAGGCAGUGGCUGGCCCGCGAGGGCAGCAUGUUCGUGGCGCUGAGCGCCUCCACCUUCAGCCUGCUGGCCAUCGGCAUCGAGCGCCACAUGACCAUGGUGCGGCUGCGGCCGUGCGAGGCCGCGGGCCGGGGCCGGCUCCUCGGGCUGCUGGCGGCCUGCUGGCUGGUGUCGGUGCUGCUCAGCGCCCUGCCCAGCCUCGGCUGGAACUGCCUGAGGAGCCUGGGCUCGUGCUCCACGGUGCUGCCGCUCUACGCCAAGAGCUACGUGGCCUUCUGCAUCAGCGUCUUCAGCGCGCUGCUGGUGGCCAUCGUCAUCCUCUACAUCCGCAUCUACCGCCUGGUGACCUCCAGCGGGCGCAGGGUGAGCAGCCGGCCGUCGGAGCGCUCGCUGGCGCUGCUCCGCACCGUGGUCAUUGUUCUGGGAGUGUUCGUCAUAUGCUGGGCCCCCCUCUUCCUGCUGCUGCUGCUGGACGUGGGCUGCAGCCCGGAGAGGUGCCCCGUGCUCUACGAGGUGGACUGGUUCAUCGCGCUGGCCGUGCUCAACUCCGCCCUCAACCCCCUCAUAUACACUCUGUCCAGCCGGGAGAUGAGGGCGGCCUUCUUCCGCCUGCUGUGCUGCUGCUGUCACGGCGGCAUGGAGCCCGGCGGGCCGGCCGCGGGCGGGAACCCCAACCUGGCCACCGUCAUCCCCACGGCGGAGAACAGCAAGACCAGCCUGGGGGGAGGGGGGGUGAGCGGGGAGAGCAGAGGUAAGGUCCCGCCGCCCGCGGCCGCGGACAUCAAGCACGGGGACCCCGCGAGCACCGCCGCGUCCCACCCGCCCGGGCCCGCGGGCCUGCUCUCGGCCGUGCUGGUGAAGGCGGGGGCGCUGCCGUCGCUCGGCAAGUUCUGAGCAAGUUCUGAGCGGAGGCGCCGCGGAGGGAGAGGCCUCCCGCCGACGCCAUCCCGCUAGCAGCCCCUUUUUGUCGAUGCACUACGGCCAGCGUUGCGCGGGUGAGAGGACGUGUAGCGACGAUAGCACAGCAGCAACAACAACGCGUUGAAGACGAUUAAAAGCCACUAUUUAACUCAAGAACAGUACAAGUGUUUAUUUGACACGUUUAGAAGUUCUAUAUACACAACGGGAGAGUUUCUUGGACGUGGACAUAGUCGGGUGUCAAGUGAAAUGUACAGUAUUAUUUUUAAUUGUGACUCGUUUGUCAAGGUGUUUAUUUAAUUUUGCCAUCAUAAACAGCAAAGAUCAAAUUUGGGCACUUUUAUGCAUGAGUUACAUGCAGUUGGUUUGAAAACGCCUGCAUUUUACAUCAUUACUUGACUUGGUAAACUUUUGGUUUUCUGUGAAAAUAUUUGCCAUAUUAACACUACAAAUAAUUUGGUAUUAUAUAUAUAUAUAUAUAUUUCUUUUGCUUUGUUUGCAUAAAAUACAGCUGGUACUUUGACUAUGCUAAUAGGUUUGUUAUGUAUUGAGAUGCACUGUAACAGGAACCAGGUUAAAGUCGAUCUGUGUUGACUGUUGUCUGAUGAAUGGAGAGAGGAUUAGCUCCUCGCCACUAGUGGGCACAGGAAGUAGUGGUGCAACAGAAGCAAUGGUUUAAUUAAAACCAGUGGCGUCGGGUCCUUUUUCCCUCCCGCUGACUUGGAUUUAUCUUUAACCAGUUACACGUUAUUAAACCCAUCUGCACAAUAUCUAUACUCAUGGAUGUCUCUGCUUCUCGUCAGCACAUCUAGAAACCACUCACGCCAACUAACCACUAGUGAAAAGAAGGCUUGGAUGUGAAUUAUUUAUUAGAUGUAGACUGUAAAUGAUAAUUCUGCCUUGGGUGAUGUCGUGGCUGAUACCAUUAUAGAGCAAAUCAAAUAAAAUGCUAUUACCUUUU